CUCCAUCCUGCCCCCCUCCCCCUUUUGCGCCCUCCCCCCUUCCUUGCUCUUCCUUUCCCCUGCUCCUUCUUCUCCCUCGUUCCCGCCCCUCCUUGCCAUCCUUUCAGGCCACCUGCGGGCCCCAUCGCCUCUCCACUGGAAGAUGUCCGCUCCUGGAGGCCACUCCCUUGGCCAGCUUCAACGCCUCGAACUGAGCCACGCAAUCUGCAAAGCUUUGUCUGACCGCGGCCGCGAGCAAAUUGCCAACCUGAAAGUUGCCCGCCUGCUCAUUAAGUUUCACAACUCCAGCUCCACCCGGGGGGCUUUUUUGGAGAAGCUCAAGGAGUUCAACUUUGAGCCCGACUUCAUCGAUUACUUGUAUGACCUGAUCAUUCAGUUCCAGUCCUCGGCCGGCCCGCCGGUCAAGCCGGCCUCCUCUUCGAGCACCACCGGUCCUUCUAAUCCGCGAGAUGGUCGCCACGAUACUCGAGAGCUCGAUCGUCGUGACGACCGCCAGGAUGAUCGCCAUGAGGAUCGUGGGUAUGAUCGCCGUGACGACCGUCGCGACGACCGCGGAUAUGAUCGCCGUGACGACCGCGGAUAUGACCGUCGCGACGACCGCGGCCGCGACCGCCGCGACAGCCGCGACCAUCGCGACCGUGACCGGGAAUAUGACCGACGUGAUCGCUAUGACAGCCAUGAUGACGAUCAAUUCAAGCGUCCGAUUGGCGGAAGCAAGGCCGCCGCCCUGGAUCAGCACGAUCUCUGGGGCCCCAUCCCCUCAGCUCUCCCCUCGCCACCCCUCUCCGGAGCCCAAACGGCAAGCCGAUCCACCUCCACCAAGCGACUGCAGCACCGCAUGUCCUCCCCCGAUCGGUGGGAACUGUCGCAGCUCUCGGCCGCGGGCCUUCGCAAUGAGGACUUUGCCCAGGACUUUGAUGCCGACUUCCAUCCGGUGCCGAUGCCCGGCCGAGCGAUGACCGAGACCGAGGAGGCCGAGCAGGACGUCGAAAUCGAGCUGUCCGACCGGAUGCCCGUCUUCUUGGCCGGCAAGGCGCGCCAGGCACUGGACAUGUCGCCAAUCAAAAUCAUCAAGAACCCCGACGGGUCGAUGAUGGCCGCGGCCAACAAGCAGGCGGCCCUGGCCAAGCAGCGCGCGGAGCUGCGUCAGCAGGAACUCGAGUCCAGCCUGGACUCGGUGCCCAACGAUCUGAGCACCGGCUGGAAUGAUCCACUCUCGAUUCCCGGGUCGCGGACCUUUGCCAAUGAUUUGCGUGGCAUGGCGGCCGAGCGACCUGACGAGCCGGAGUGGCGCCAGGCCGUGAUCUCCACAAACACCACCUUCGGCCGGCAAACGAGCAUGAGCAUCCGCGAGCAGCGGGAGAGCCUGCCGGUGUUCCGCCUGCGUGAGCAGCUGAUCCAAGCCGUCCGGGACAACCAGAUCCUGGUGGUCAUUGGUGAGACUGGCUCCGGCAAGAGUACCCAGCUGACGCAGUACCUGGCGGAGGCUGGCUUCGCUGCCAACGGGCGCAUUGGCUGCACCCAGCCCCGGCGCGUGGCAGCCACCGAGGUGGCCCGGCGUGUGGCCGAGGAGGUUGGCUGCCGUGUCGGCGAGGAGGUCGGCUACACGGUGCGCUUCGACGAUGUGACCAGCAGCGCCACGAAGAUUUGCUACAUGACCGAUGGUAUGAUGUUGCGUCAGUGCCUCAUCGACCCGGAUCUCCGGCAAUACUCGGUCAUCAUGUUGGAUGAGGCCCACGAGCGGUCCCUCAACACGGAUGUCCUGUUUGCCCUGCUCAAGGAGACGGUCCAGCGCCGGCCGGACUUGAAACUCAUCGUCACCUCGGCCACGUUGAAUGCCCGCAAGUUUUCCGAGUACUUCUUCAACUGCAAUCUCUUCCAGAUCCCUGGGCGCAUGUUCGAUGUGGAGGUCCUCUAUGCCAAGGAGCCCACCACCGACUAUCUGGAGCAGGCCAUCUUGACGGUCAUGCGUUUGCACUUCUCCGAGCCCGAGGGUGACAUCCUGGUCUUUUUGACGGGCAAAGAGGAAAUUGAUUCCGCCUGCGAGGUUCUCUACAACCGCAUGAAGAGCUUUGGCUCGGAUGUGCCGGAGCUCAUCAUCUUGCCCAUCUACUCGACUCUCCCCUCGCAGAUGCAGUCGCGCGUCUUCGAGCCCACCCCGCCGCACAAACGCAAGGUCAUUCUGGCCACCAACAUCGCCGAAACUUCCCUCACCAUCGAUGGCAUUGUGUAUGUCAUCGACCCGGGGUAUGUCAAGCAAAACACGUACAACCCCAAGCUCGACAUGGAUGCCCUUGAGGUGGUCCCCAUUUCCAAGGCUCAAGCCGAGCAGCGCAAGGGUCGUGCCGGUCGUACCGGCCCGGGCAAGUGCCUGCGGCUGUACACCAGUAGCCAAUACCACAAUGAGAUGCAUGAUAGCCCGAUUCCGGAAAUCCAGCGGACAGACCUGGCCACCGUGGUCCUGACGCUGAAGGCCAUCGGCAUCAAUGACAUCUUCAACUUCGACUUCAUGGACAAGCCCGACAUGCAGUUCAUGGUCCACGCCAUGCAGCAGUUGUAUGCCCUUGGUGCACUGGACAAUGAGGGCCUGCUGACGCGCCUGGGCCGUAAGAUGGCCGAGUUCCCGCUGAAGCCUCAGCUGUGUAAGAUGCUGAUCGAGUCCGUCAACCUUGGCUGUUCGGAGGAGGUUCUGACCAUUGUGUCCAUGCUGUCGGCCGACUCGGAGUUCUUCUACCGGCCGGCUGACGACCAGGUAAAGGCCGAUCAGGCGCGGAACAAGUUCUUCCAGCCGGAGGGUGACCACCUGACCCUGUUGACGAUCUUCAAUGCCUGGAAGCAGGCUGGCUUCACGAAGACCUGGUGCACGGAGAACUUCAUCCACCACCGGGCCAUGAAGACCUCGCUAGAUGUCCGCCAGCAGCUUCUCUCCUACAUGGAGCGCUACAAGCACCCGAUCAUUUCCUGCGGGCGGAAUUACACCAAUGUCUGCAUUGCCAUUUGCUCCGGGUUCUUCUCGCACGCCGCCAAGAAGGACCCCCAGGAAGGCUACAAGACCCUGGCCGAGGGCACCCCGGUGUACAUUCACCCCUCCUCGUCGCUGCACAGCAAGCACCCGGAGUGGGUCAUCUACCAUUCGUUGGUCUUCACCACGAAGGAGUACAUGCGAGAGGUUCUCUUCAUCGACCCUCGGUGGUUGGUGCAGGUGGCGCCGGCCUACUUCAAUGUGGCCGACGUCAGCCGCGUGAGCAAGCACAAGCAGCAGGUUCGCCUGGAGCCGCUCUACUCCAAGUUCGAGACGCCGAACGAGUGGCGUCUGUCCAAGCGCCGGCCCACGCACCGGGCAUCCCAGACGUUUGGCUGA
Molecule: messenger RNA, 3361 nt
Organism: Fonticula alba
Lineage: Eukaryota; Rotosphaerida; Fonticulaceae
Product: adenosinetriphosphatase
Exons: 7
Coding region: 143-3361 (1072 amino acids)
Biological process (GO): spliceosomal complex disassembly
Cellular component (GO): intracellular anatomical structure; catalytic step 2 spliceosome
Molecular function (GO): ATP binding; RNA binding
Source: RefSeq, a predicted model, not a curated record